AAAAUGUUUACGUGCAUAGCGUGCACAAAGCAAAUGGCGGAGGGAGGGGAAGAAGUAGAAGGAGCCCGUGGAAGUAGCACGCCUAGUACAAAAGAAGCCGUCAAAAGCCUGACGUCGCAGAUCAAGGAUAUGGCAUUGAAAUUUUCUGGCGCUUAUAAGCAAUGCAAACCCUGCACGGGCUCCAGCAGCUACAAGAAAGGAGAUCGACCUUAUCCAGAUUUUGAUGCUGCUUCGGAAGGGGUUCCAUACCCCUACAUGGGCGGAAGCUCUAGCUCAACACCUGCAUGGGAUUUCACUAAUGCCAGUCACCAUCCAGGAAGGUCAGAUUCAAGAUUUACCGGGGUAUUCAGUGGUGAUAGAACCCCUGGUGGUAGGGAGUCUAUCUCGGCCCAGGAUCUGGUUUUGGAAGAUGAGGAUGAGCCCAAAGAAUGGAUGGCACAAGUGGAGCCUGGGGUUCAUAUAACUUUUGUGUCUCUACCUAAUGGAGGAAAUGAUCUAAAACGAAUUCGCUUCAGCCGGGAGAUGUUCGACAAGUGGCAAGCACAGCGAUGGUGGGGUGAGAAUUAUGAUAGAAUCAUGGAGCUCUACAAUGUACAAAGAUUUAAUCGUCAGGCACUACAUACUCCCCCAAGAUCUGAGGAUGAGAUGCAAAGGGAUUCUUCUUACUCAAGGAUGGGAUCAACAAUGGAAAGUCCCAUGGCUCAUUGGACACCAAGAAACCACUAUAAACCAUAUGGAGGUAAAGGAUAUUUCCCAUCUGACCAUAUGGACCAAGGUGGAGCCCAAUAUUACAGUGCUGGGCCAAGUGCUUUUAGUGCAGGUGGCCCAAGAGGUGAGGCAUCUUUUGACGCUUCACGGACGACAACCUCCUCUAGAGAUGAGCCCUCUGUUUCUGUCAGCAAUGCCAGUGAAAUGGAGUCAGAAUGGGUUGAACAGGAUGAACCCGGCGUAUACAUUACCAUCAGACAGUUGGCUGACGGCACCAGGGAACUGCGGCGUGUGAGAUUCAGCCGCGAAAGAUUCGGAGAAGUAAAUGCGAAGCAGUGGUGGGAGGAGAACAGAGAAAGGAUACAAACACAAUACCUAUAAAUUAUAAUAAUAGUAUUACACAAACAAAUGGUAGCAGCGGUGGAUCUAAAUGCGUUGAAAGGUGCACUGCAGUUGGAUGUUUCCUUCAAUUUUGUUUUGAAACGUGGUGGUAAGAAUCAUCAAAUUCACCAUAGUGAAGUUGUUUACAUUACAGGUAAAAUGGGCUUUGUCACCACCUGUGAUGACUGAACUAACAAGUGUCAAAACAAGCCCCUUCUUUUAUUUUUUUGGUCUACCAAUUUUUAGGAGCUCCUCUUACCACCUUUGUUAAGGGAAUUUAUUUGGUCUUUAGGUUUUUAUAUAGGGAAUUUAUUUGGGUCGGGAACUAGGUUGUCUAGCGGUUGUUUUUUUGUAAUACAAACUCUGAUAGUUCAAGAAAUGAGUUUUUUAAAGUUAUAACAGCUUUACUUUAUGUUUGGAUUAUGUUUUUUUAUUACGAGAAUAACCAGAUACCAUAGAGUGGAAAUUAAGUAAAUACACAACAGCGACUUCAGUAAUCUUCAAUUGUUUUGAGACGACACUACCCACGAAGUGUAUUCUUUACAUGUUUAAAUUUCUCUUUGCACGUUUCUAGUACUAGUAUUAGUAAACUGUAUUGAAGAAGAUUGCGAAACGUUUUCCGGACUUUGAAAUUCUAUAACAAUGUCCCUCUCUUUAGUUUCUCCUACGUUUCCCCUGUCCAAUAUUGAAGGUCUUUCUCCGCCAGUCUGAACUAUUAUUACCCUCCUUUCUGUUAAAUUUAUGAUGAAUAAUAAUAAUAAUAAUAAUAAUAAUAAUAUAUAAAUAAAUAAAUAAAACAUCAAGUUCAAAUAGAUCUCUGACCCGGGCAUCAUUUCUUUCUCCGUGGGCUACUUUGAACUCUGAUGCUAAUGUAGUGUAAGGAGCCACUAAUUAUGGG
Messenger RNA from Durio zibethinus, 1987 nucleotides. Its product is annotated as protein BREVIS RADIX-like. The record is from RefSeq and is a predicted model, not a curated record. NCBI's taxonomy places the organism in Eukaryota, Viridiplantae, Streptophyta, Magnoliopsida, Malvales, Malvaceae.